Messenger RNA from Rhipicephalus microplus (southern cattle tick), 2611 nucleotides. It is a transcript of the gene Sec24AB, whose product is annotated as Protein transport protein Sec24AB. Gene Ontology annotation, cellular component: COPII vesicle coat; endoplasmic reticulum exit site. Gene Ontology annotation, molecular function: SNARE binding; zinc ion binding. Gene Ontology annotation, biological process: intracellular protein transport; endoplasmic reticulum to Golgi vesicle-mediated transport; COPII-coated vesicle cargo loading. The record is from RefSeq and is a predicted model, not a curated record. Lineage: Eukaryota; Metazoa; Arthropoda; Arachnida; Ixodida; Ixodidae.
UCAGGGAAAAGGCGGAUUCGGGUGCACACAUUGUGCCUUCCGGUGACUGCAAUGCUGCAAGACAUCCUUGGAUCUGUAGAUCAGGAGGCAGUUAAGGGCAUGCUCUGUAAAAUGGCAGUGGACCGGAGCCUUUCAUCGUCAGUGGUGGAUGCACGAGAGGCAAUGGUUAAUGCCUGCCUGGACCUUAUCCAAGCUUUCAAGACAACACUGAGUUCUGGUCAAGCAGCUGCAUUGGGGCUGCCCAUACCACAUUGUGCCCGCCUCGUGCCGCUCUAUGUACUUGCACUCAUGAAACAUACAGCAUUUCGUGUGGGCAUAAGUACCAAGCUGGAUGAACGAGUAUUUGCUAUGGAGCAGAUGAAAAUGAUGCCUCUGUCGUACCUGACAACUUACAUCUAUCCAGCAUUAUAUCCUCUACAUAUGCUUGAUGAUCAGGACGCCUUGGAGCUAGAGGAUGGAACACUGGUGUGCCAGCCACCUAGACUGCAAUUGUCGUUUGAAAAUAUUGAUAGGCACGGCUGCUAUGCAUUGGACACAGUUGACCGCCUCUACCUAUACGUGGGCCGUGCACUUAGCGACCGAUUCUGCACGAAUGUGCUGGGUGUGCCAAACUUUGCUGCCAUUCCUGAGGACAUGAAUGAGCUGCCCCAGCUUGAAACUGAGGAGUCUGAAAGGGUACGAAACUUCCUUUCCUGGACGCAGUCAAGACGACCCUUCUACAGCCCCCUCAGGGUGAUCAGGGAAGACAGCAAGGAUCGGCACCUUUUUGUGCAGUACAUGGUUGACGACCGAACAGAAUCGGCUCUCUCCUACUACGAAUUCCUUCAACACUUGAAGCAGCAGCUAAGCAAAUAGGAAAAAGACUGCUUAUAGUUUAUAAAUGUUAUUUUAUUAUUCUUGUUUUCUUUCUUUCCCCAGUGGUCUUGCCUCUUUCUCACUUCUCUGUGGCUCCUCUUUCUUGUCCACCCUUGUGCAGCUGUACCUUGCAGCAGAACCUUCGUGGGCAAGCCUACUUUCACAGUUCGUAUGAAGACGACGAUGCGCGUGAUGUGUGCGUGUGUGUGUGUGUGUACUACAAAACACCCUGACAUGCCAGAAGUGUGGUGCCACGGAAAAGAAAUAUUCUCUCGGUAUAAUGAGCGAGAGAGAGUGUGCCGAUGGAGCAUAAGACUAUGUGCUUUUUUUUUUGCUCCCGCCUCCUUUCUCUCAGUUUGUUUUAAGGGCAUGAAAAAGUUGUAUGCAAAGUUUACCCAUGGGUGUUGUGCUGUGAAAGCUGCUCUGUUGUUUACUUAGGCACUAUUUUAAUGUUGUUGUUUUUUAAAUAAAACUUACAACUCUUCGUUUAAAAAGUUUUUGUAGCAUGGAAAUUAUUUUUUUUCUUGUGGUGUCAUUUUCUUGAAAAACAAGAAAAGCCCAUUUUAAUAAUGGCCUUUUCUUUUUCACAUGUGAAGCUUAUCUCAAUUUCUGAGUAUUGAAGUAUCAAUUUUUAUAGUAUCUCUCUAUGAAUAGAAUUAAUUGGCUUAUUUUCAUGUAUUUUAUUUCAGUUGAAAGGGAGUUUGGUUGGUUAUGCCAUAGAGCAUAACGAGAGGCUAAUUUUUUUUCUGAAGUAAGUCUUCGAGAGAUAACUUCUGGUUAGAGUAGUAAAAAUAUCUGCACAGUUUACACAGGACUGUUAAAAAUGUGCUCAGCUGUUUGCAUUAGAGGCUAACUUUAUGGCUUUUCAACAAGUUCACGACUAUUGCGUCAGGCCAGUUGAAUGAAGACGUACCUUUUAUCAUAUGAACUCAUCUUAUAUGUGUUUUGUACACAUGGUUUUCUGCUUUUGUAGAAUUUUUUCAGAUGAUAAGUGCUUGGAGAUGGUAUUAUCGGGGCAGUCCAUGACAUUGUAAUUUGCAGUUAUAUUUCCUUUCGUGUUUGUGGUUGCGGGGUCUUAAAAGUUGUGAGUGUUGCCACAGCACUUGACUUUUUAACAAAUUGCCUUUACAAAUUGCUUCAGUGAUGUGCACUAGAAGAUGUGUGUAUAUAAACAUAGGUAUAUAUACAUAUUAUAAAUGUGUCAAGAACAACUGUUUGCUGUUUUGUUUGUGUUUGCUUUUGGGUGUGAUGCCACUAGAACAUUUUACUGCUUUAUGCAAAGAAAAAAAAUUUUGCAACUACCUUUCUAAUGUUGCAAUAUAUAACCGAAUAAAUUAUGACAUCAGAGCAGUUCUUAUUCAUGGCGACAUGUGGGGAAGCUGGUUGAUUAAAUAUUUUUUUUUUGAACGAAAUUGAUGUUUCUUUUUGCAUUACUGAAUGCUAUUCCACAUGUGACAACCAAGUAUGGUGUGCAUGUAUGCAUGCAUGUAUAUUCUUGCUUUUGUUGCUUGCUUGUUUUGGAAAAUAGCCAGUCGUUGACUGCUAGCAAAAUCCUAAAUCAGUUUUAUUUUGCCAAUUUUACAGACACUAAGUACUGUUCUAAAGUUGUGCUGCUGUUUGACACACUACAUUCACACUCAAGGCAUGGAUGCCACAAUCAAUAUUUGUAAAAUUUUGGUGAGGUUAUUUUAUGAGCAAGCAUCUAUAAUGCCUUUUAUGGCACGAAAUCAUGCCUCAAUACCGAAAACUGCAUAAA